GCACGCGUCCCAACAAUAGGAGGCACGCUGCGGUUGAGUUGUAAAAAACACCGGGCUGGCAGGGCGGCACGCGCCACGGAGAAUAGAACAAAAUCAAACUCGUAAGGAAAACAAAUAUAUUUACUUUGCUCUUGAAUGUUUUGUUGUUGUUGUAAAGAUAUAGGCCUAUACAGAAAGCACUAUAGGCCCUGUGUGCUAAAUGUUAAUGUGCCUACAAUGAAACGGUGCAGUUAGGGUGCCUGUAGUAUUAUGAUUUCAAAAUAAAAAUGGAAUUUCUUGCCUGUAACAUAAGCUAUAACGAAAUGGUCCUUUGGAGACUUUAACGUUCGAGCUUUGCUGUCGUAUGCUUACAGAUCCAAUCAAAUUAAAUCACCUAAGAAAACAUUAUUAUGGUCUAGUCCUAAAGACCAAUUCCAUAAUGUGUUUAUAACGAAAUAACUCAUUUUUUGUAUUGCCUCUGGACCUUUUAUAUGCACGAUGAGAACACAGAACGCUUAGGUCUACCCCUCGAGCCUUUGGUGCAUGCACGCGCAUCUUGACAAUUAGCUGUAACACAAUUAACCGCCUUUUAUAUGCACGAUGAGAACACAGAACGCUUAGGUCUAUCCUCGAGCCUUUGGUGCAUGCACGCGCACCCUGACAAUUAGGUGUAACACAAUUAACCGCCUUUUAUAUGCACGAUGAGAACACAGAACGCUUAGGUCUACCCCUCGAGCCUUUGGUGCAUGCACGCGCACCCUGACAAUUAGGUGUAACACAAUUAACCGUGAAAUUGAGUGGGACCGGACCGAUGGGAAACCGGGUGGAUGGAGGUUAGGGGCAGUAAUUGAAUUUCUGCUUUUCAUUAUAAAGUUUCAGCUUUCCUGUCAAUGAUAACAUUGGGGAAACAUUUGUGUGUACAGAAGUGCCAUAUGCAACCUCUCCUCCUCUUGCGCUACAAAUACGUCAACGGAUGCCUUGUCUUUUUAAUAGUCGCUUGCUCCUUUGGUGGUCGUUCCGUCAGCCAGCCAGUCAGCCAGCCAGCCAGUCAGUCCGACAGUCAGCCAGUCAGCAUGGCGCAGCGCUGAACUUUUGGGUAUUACAAUCUGGAUAUCAUUGUUGUUGAAGAGAGGAGGAGGGAGGAGAAGGGGGUGAAUAGUGGGCGGUGUUUAGUCUUGAUUGACAGUUUAUGUAAUGAGCAACGCAGCGCGAGUCUAUAAAUUGGGGGAGACGUCACUCCAAGUGUUCAUUCACGAGUAAUAAGACAAAUGGUGAACAGAGAUCCACGAGCGCAGCGCAAAAGUUAAGCACCAAAACAAGUCAAUGGUGUGGCAUCGUCCUACACGCUCACACACCGACGCUCACACCCGUUGUGGAGUGCUGUACUGUCCUACUGUGGACAGCGAGGAAGACAGCAGCCUGAGCACAAAGAGAGAGAUAGGUACAGAUAUUGGAUUUUGAUGUUAAACCUUCAUCUCUUUGGAUAACCUGGGGAUACUAAAAACGGUUCCUUUGGCGGUUUGGAACAUCCCACGAGGGUUCUAAAAACGGUUCCUUUUGGCGGUUUGAAACAUCGCACAAGGGUUCUAAAAACGGUUCCUUUGGCGGUUUGAAACAUCCCACAAGGGUUCUAAAAACGGAAGAACAACGAAGUGGAACUCGAAGAAGGAUUUAUAUUUUGUUCUUUCUUUUUUCUAUAUUUUUUCUACCACCACCCCCAACACUUUGGAAUAGGGGGCUUUGGAAUAAAGGGGAUAUAUUGGCGGGUGACGCGGUUGCCCAGGACAAGCGAGAAGGAUGGCAGUUUGGUUCACGUUUAUCAUCGCAUUCAGCACCACGAUACUGACACAGGUAUUUGGAUCCGGGGUUUUUGAGCUCGAUCUACAUGAAUUUACAAACAGCAAAGGAUUUCUGGCGAAUGGCAACUCUUGCAGGCUCAACUGCAGGACUUUCUUUCGAGUCUGUCUCAAAAACUACCAGGCUGUAGUGUCGCCAGGUGACUGUAUCUUUGGGAGCGCCGUGACACCGGUCCUGGGGACCAACUCGUUUAGCGUGAAGAACGGGGGCACUUUUGGCAGACCCAUCCGACUGCCUUUCAACUUUGGAUGGCCGGGAUCGUUUUCAAUGAUAAUUGAAGCCUGGUAUUCACCUUCAGCGGAUCUACCUGUAGACACCAGCAACCCAGAGAUGUUGAUUAGUUUCUUUGCCAUCCAGAGACAGCUGGGCGUAGGGACCCCCUGGUCUCAGAACAUUGAGAGCGUCCGACAGACGGAGUUAAGGUAUUCUUACCGCUUCAUCUGCAAUGACAAUUACUACGGAGAAAGUUGUUCCAAAAUAUGCACGCCGAGGGACGACCGUUUUGGCCACUACACCUGCGACCGUGAUGGCCAGUUGUCCUGUCUGCCCGGCUGGAAGGGGGAAUACUGCGAAGAACCCAUCUGCCUGGUGGGAUGCAGUGAAGGGAAUGGAAACUGCUCCAGUCCUGGCGAGUGUGUGUGCAGAGAAGGUUGGCAGGGUCUGUUCUGCGAUGAAUGUAAGAAGUACCCAGCGUGUAAACAUGGCACCUGCCAACAGCCUUGGCAGUGUAACUGUAAGGAGGGCUGGGGAGGGCUCUUCUGUGACCAGGACUUGAACUUCUGCACGCACCACCGGCCGUGUGUGAAUGGGGCGACCUGUAUGAACACAGGCCAGGGCAGCUUCACCUGUACCUGUCCCCCUGGGUUCACUGGGUUAAACUGUGAACUGGAGCUGCAGGAAUGUGACAGCAACCCCUGCAGGUACGGCGGACUCUGCACGAACCUGGAUGUUGGCUACAGGUGUUCGUGUCCGCAAGGUUUCGAGGGUUCCCACUGUGAACACAGCCUGCUGACGUGUGCAGACUCUCCUUGCUUCCACAGCGGACAGUGCCAUCAGAAGGACAAUGGUCGCAGCUACACCUGCGAGUGUCCUCCCGGAUACACCGGACUCAAUUGUGAGAAAAGAGUGGACAAGUGCACGUCCCUUCCCUGCGCCAACGGUGGUCUGUGUUUGAUCCAUGGUGGCGUGCGUCUGUGUAGCUGUCGCUCCGGUUUCACCGGCCAGCGCUGCGAGAUCAACAUCAACGAGUGUGCCGGGAACCCCUGCACCAACGGAGGGACCUGCCUGGACCGCAUCAACGACUACACCUGUGCCUGCCCCCCGGGGUACGCCGGCCGAAACUGUGACCGCGUCCUGGACGAGUGCUCCAUGCGCCCCUGUCUCAACGGAGGACUCUGCACCGGGGAAGGGGGACCGGGGAAAUCCCCCACCACCUGUAUCUGUCCCGCCGGCUUCACUGGACCCCGCUGUCAGUUCUUUGCAGUGACCCUGCCAGUCGGUGGUGAGAGGAUCAACGGAGAGAGCCAAGAUGGCUUCCAGUGGGCGGCAGUUUCCCUGGCUGUAGGGCUGGUUGCGUUUCUGGUGCUGCUAUGCAUGGUGGGGUUGGCUCUAAGACACAUCCACAGGCAGAUGGGCAGGGACAGAGGAGACCGGGAGACCAUGAACAACCUAUCAGACGUACAGAAGGAUAACCUUAUCCCCGCCUCCCAGCUGAAGAACACCAAUCAGAAGGUUGUACUGGAGGUGGACUGCGAAUCAGAGAAGUCAAAUUUUAUCCACAAGAACUAUCACUUGGACUAUAGUAACGCAAAGUCGAAGGAGUUCAAGGAUGAUACGUCGCAAGAGGAUAAAAGACUAAAUCACAUCUACGAGAAGUGUUUAGAAGAGAAACUACCGAUGAGUGGAAUGUACAGUGAAAAGGAGGAGUGUAGGAUAUCAACGAUAUGUUCCCCUCGAGACUCUCAGAUCUACCAGUCUGUCUUUGUUAUAGGAGAAGAGAAGAGGGAGUGCGUCAUAGCAACAGAGGUAUAAAGCUGUGUGAGGUAGAAAAGCGAGGGAGCAAGAAGGCGGAGGAGAAAGGCAAUCAAAGGCAGAAAAUAUUUUUCUGGAUUGUUUACAAAGAACCUGAGGAGAGACUGAAGAUCUGUUUCUGAUGUCACUGCUGCUCUGGAGCACUAGAGAGACGGGACCAUGGAGAAAAACAGAGAGACAGAGAAGCGAGCGGAAUCUCUCCUCUGUGAAAAAUGAAAAAAUGAAACACUCUAGACUGAACUUUACUGAACUUUAACAUUGACCGAGUGUUUGUAUACAAAAUGUGUACAGUUCACAGUCAUGGACCUAUUAACUUCUGGGAACAAAUGGUUAAAUGAACUGUUAAAUGACUGACUGAACUGCACUGGGUGUGGAGGGGACUGGUAGAAUGUCAUUAAGCAAAAACAAUGAACCUGAACUGAACUCAUCCGUCCUUGGCAGCGAUUGGAGGAGAGAGUAGGUGAAACAGGAAAAAUGUCCGUAGCUCGUAGUUGAACCCUGAUCCCUCAGUUGACCCUUGACUUAUCUCCAAGGGUAAUCGUGGUGACUCACGACAGCCAACUAAUCAAAAUGGAGGUGCCUGAGAUUAGACUGAUCUUUAACCCCUAGCCAGCAUCAUUGACUUGCUACGCAGGGUCCAGGGUGGAGCUAACUCAAUGAAGAUCACCCACUGACCGCCACGACCGACCAGCAGUCGAAACCACAACAGACACAAUGAGAACGAUGAAUCUCUUGACUGAACAAACAAACAAACAAACAAUCAAACGUCUCAUCGUUCAAUCUCUAGAAACAAAAAAAUACUUGGUUGGACUUUUUCCGGACUUUUCCAUUUCAUGCAAGAUGGUGAAAAGAUUGUAUGUCCAAAAUCUACUAGAAGCCUAAAAGAGUGUGUUUGGAUGCUAAAAAAAUGAAACCCUUGUCUCUUCAUGGAACAUUUGAUCUACAAAAAUAAAAACAGAGGUGGAAAAUACAUUUUUUUUUAAUCAACAGUAAUUUGGAGGUUGCGUGCACUAUACAGGAUAUAUUCAUUUAAGACGCGACAAAUAAGUCACAGAAGCGUAAUACUCAGUUCUGUGCCAGCAGUAGUCCAAGAAAACAGGAAGGGAACCGACGGAUAAGUUUAUAUUUACAAUAAUCUCCGUCCCAAAUGGCACUCUAUUUCCUAUAUAGUAGUGCACUAAGUAAGGACUUAGGGUGUAAUUUGGGACAUAGACAAUAACAGCCCUGCACUAAAGAGACACGAAAGGAUUCCUAAAAGACACUGUCAAUACCACUGCCUGCCUAUAAUGACUCUCUGAAAUUACAGAACCAAUAAUGUAAAAAAUAUAUAAUUAAAUGAUGAUUAUUUCCAGAGUUUAAUUUAAAUAUUGAUGCUCUUUAUAUGUUUUAUAAUAUUAUUUUGUAUAUAAGGACCAGACUUCUGAAGAAUAAAACAUUUUCAUUUUCA
Oncorhynchus mykiss (rainbow trout) is the source of this 5314-nucleotide messenger RNA. RefSeq names its product delta like canonical Notch ligand 4 (gene dll4). Gene Ontology annotation, biological process: heterophilic cell-cell adhesion; multicellular organism development; cell communication. Gene Ontology annotation, molecular function: calcium ion binding. Gene Ontology annotation, cellular component: plasma membrane; protein-containing complex. Lineage: Eukaryota; Metazoa; Chordata; Actinopteri; Salmoniformes; Salmonidae. The record is from RefSeq and is a predicted model, not a curated record.